Pocillopora meandrina is the source of this 729-nucleotide messenger RNA. The record is from the annotation of a GenBank genome assembly. Lineage: Eukaryota; Metazoa; Cnidaria; Anthozoa; Scleractinia; Pocilloporidae.
AUGAGCGAGAGAUCUUCAUCGAAAGGCCAUCAGUCAGUUUACGAUAAAGCUCUAGCGAUUUUUCAAGAGCGGAUAAAGAAACUUAAAGUCGUCGAACAAGAAAUAGAAAAGGAAAGAGUUCAAACUAACAUUGAUUACAAAUUUGAAGAGAGAAAAAUCAAAGAAGACCUGAUAAACAUGUGCAGAGAUAGAAAGCGUUUUGCCAGGGAAGCAAAAUCUCGAGAACUUCCACCACUGGACAAAGAGAAAGUCUACCAAGGAUGGACAGUAAAAGAGAAGCAAAGGCGUUUACGGUCUUUAAGAAUAGAACGAAGCCAUGAAUCAUUCCCAGCUAUCACAUGUACUGGUCCGAACAUACCAAAAAUAAUGAAGCGCUCAAUCUCCAAAGAGUCUCAAUUUCACAACUGGCUCAUUGGCUUUCCAAAGAUAAUAAAAGUCACUUCUACAAAACGCACUUCCCGAAACCCAAAACAAAUGAAAGCAAUCUUAGGAAAAGGUGUCGCUAAUACUAACGACACCAAGGCAAUGAAACGGCAUUCAAAAGUGACGAACAUCGUUUUUAAUGUGCCGUUAACUCUUAAGGACGCUAAAGCUGCAGCAGAAACUCAGUUCGAAGUCACAUCGCAUAGAGAGAGAAAGAGAGCCAUUGAAAUGACAGCCAAGUCUCAGAGCCGCGGGGCAAGAGGAAGCCGCUUUCCAAAAUUAAAAGGAGUUUUGGAAAAUAAUUAG